UUCGAGGUGAGAGUUUCGGAGGCGGAAACCUGCUGGUUCAGUAAACGUAAGCCGCUCCUUAUAAAUGUCUCAAUUCAUCUGUACUUUACUCAAGGGUUGUCGAAGAAGUGUAGAGUUAUUUGACGAGAGCAACAGAAGAAAAAUUCAUCUUUUUGGAGGUGGGAGAUGUGAGGAGGCAGCACACCUGGCUCGUGCGUAAAAUGGAUACUGGUGCGACCCCGUGAAACACUGCUGCUGUCACUAUAUAGCUCCACCACUGAAGAAGAAGACACUGACACUGUCCUGUGGAUUUAUAUUUCAGCACUGUCAAAACUGUGACAUUUACACUUUGCUUAAGGUCGUUCAAUUGUUCACAGCACCUGUUGAAGCGCAGUUCCCUCCCUCCAGUCAAAGAUGACAACAGAGAGGAGCCCAUGGUGGAAGGCAUUCCUGUCAAAGAAGAAGGGCGGAACCCCCAAGGACACCGCUUCAACCCAGCCCUUUGGUCCAGACUUUGACCCUUUUGCACAACAGGCUGAGAAGCCCAAAGAGCCCGCCGCAGCAGCCCCCAAGACCACGGGCAACCAGUCCCAGCUGUCCCAGCAAGAGUCACACAAGAGCUCCAGCCUCCUCAGCGACGACACCUAUGACGACUCCCACCUGGAGUCGGUGUUCAACGAGCAGACCUGUCGCAGGAACAUGAAGGUGUCACGCUCAGGUCGAUUCAAGGAGAAGAGGAGGGUGCGCUCGAGCCUUCCCCUGCAGGAGAAAGAGACAGGGAAUGGGGCAUCAGGGAGAGAGGACAUACGAUGACGGUGAGGAGGAGGAGGUGAUCAAAGACUGCUUUGCAGAGAUGCUUGAAGAGAAGGAGAAGGAGUACAUGAAGAUGCUUCAUUCCUUUGAGGCAUACCAAGAGGUCUGCUGUAUGUUGGUUAUGAUGGUGAUAAUGAAGAUGAAGAGGAGCAUUUGACUUUUUAGCCCAGUACUGCAAGAAUAAGGUUAUGUGGUACAUGAAAUAUUGGAAAGUUUUGGACAUUUUUGUUGAUGGACUUCUGCCAGAGGGCCACAAUGAUGACUUGAAAAUUGAUUAUAUUUUUUCUUCAUCGUGAUUAUUGAACCAUUUUGCCAACCAUACCCCAUAAUCAAAGCCCUAAAGAAGAGAUACAGUAGUAAUGCAUCAAGUAUCUAAUAUAUAGUUAAUGUCCCACAGUGUCACACUAAGUGUUGCCAUUAGACAAGUCAUAAAAUUACUUACAAUUACGUACAAGGCACAAUCCUCCUCUAUUUUCUGUUACUACUCCAGAUAAAGUGUGACAUGCUUCAGGAAAAUAUUGUUUAUAAGAUGUUUACAUUAUUUCUGUAACAAUAAUAAUAAUAAUAAUAUAUGUUUUAUAAUGAAGGAUAGGUAUAAUGCUCCUUUUAAGAAAAGCUUUUACAAAAAAAUGUUGAUUCUAAAGGGUUAGAAGGAUGUUUAUGAAGGUGUAAAGUGAUUUCAUUAUUAUGUGUAAACAAAAAUAAUCAGCUAGUGGAAGAAAUUAAGGAAUGCUUGUGAGCAGCUUUUAGUCAGAUGCACAACACUUGCCAGCAGAAUGCAUACAAUAAUUUGAAUGAAGGAUGAAAUCCAGCCUGUUUGUGAUAUAAACAAAGCUACUACUGACAUUGAAGUAAGAAGCUAAUGUUGUCAUAUCCAACUGAAUGAGAUGUGGCCACGUAGCUACGGUUCCAGCCACUAAUGUAGCUAGCUUUGCAGGGACUACGGUAUUUUUGGACCACCCGUGAACACUUGAAUGAAGGCAGAAAAUAUGAGAAAUAAAUCUGAUAAGUGCUACAACUGA
Dicentrarchus labrax (European seabass) is the source of this 1814-nucleotide messenger RNA. RefSeq names its product proline-rich protein 15-like protein. The coding region runs from base 394 to 792 and encodes 132 amino acids. NCBI's taxonomy places the organism in Eukaryota, Metazoa, Chordata, Actinopteri, Moronidae. The transcript is spliced from 2 exons. The record is from RefSeq and is a predicted model, not a curated record.